GACCAGUGAUAAACUUUGGGCCAGCAGAUGUGGGGGAAGUCGAGAGGCCUCACAAUGACGCCUUAAUGAUAACCGCCCAAGUGUCGGGCUAUGAGGUGCGAAGGAUUUUUGUUGACACAGGAAGCUCGAUAAAUGUGAUCUUUUACGACUGCCUCAAAAGGAUGGAUCUCGACAUUGAAUUAUCACCCCUCCAUACAUCACUUUUCGGCUUCAACGGCUCGGAGGUCGCGCCCUUGGGAGAGGCCACCCUCGCUGUCGUUUUGGGAGAAGGAGAUUUGCGAAAGGUUAAGAUGAUAAGAUUCGUGGUAAUCGACGUCGAAUCAGCUUAUAAUGUGAUUCUUUGUAGGUCGGCGCUGAAUGCCUUCCAGGCUGUGGUAUCGACUUACCACAUGAAAUUGAAAUUCCCAGUUGGUGAUCGGGUAGGAGAAGCCCGAGGGAAUCAGAAAUUAUCCAGAGCCUGCUAUCAGAUAGCUGUAAAGGCGAACCAGCGAGCGGAG
This is a messenger RNA of Striga hermonthica, 497 nucleotides long. The record is from the annotation of a GenBank genome assembly. NCBI's taxonomy places the organism in Eukaryota, Viridiplantae, Streptophyta, Magnoliopsida, Lamiales, Orobanchaceae.